AUGAAACCAUAUUUAGUUGACAUAAUAGAUAAAUCAAACGUUUCUGAGUCCAUCAAAUACAAAAUUACCAAUGAUGUACCAGAUAGCUUAGAUAGCAGUAUUAGGGACACCCAAUUGAUUCAACCCCACAUUGAGAAACCAGUAGUGAAAUAUUUAUUCAAGGAUGAUUUGAAAGAUACCAAGUACACCAAUGAACACAUUGUAGAAGAGCUAAUACAACUGGAUGAGAAUAUAAAGAAAGUGAUCAUUCUUGAAGUUGAAGACAAUAAAAUAAAGGAAACUAAGCAGUAUAAUUUACAAGACGAAGAAGCAACUCAAAUUUCACACAUUGAAGUAAAUGAUACAAAUUCACAUAAUAGUAAGAUCAUACGGAUCGAAACGGUAGAAUCUAACUUGAAAGGUAUAGAGAAGUUUACGAAUAAGUUAGGACAAACGAGUAGUCUACAUAUGUUGGAGCUAUUUGAUAAUCGCAACAAACAGUUACUAGAUAUCAUACGCUACGCAGACGAAACAAAAUAA
This is a messenger RNA of Debaryomyces fabryi, 519 nucleotides long. RefSeq lists its product as uncharacterized. Bases 1 to 519 code for a protein of 172 amino acids. NCBI's taxonomy places the organism in Eukaryota, Fungi, Ascomycota, Pichiomycetes, Serinales, Debaryomycetaceae. The transcript has a single exon. The record is from RefSeq and is a predicted model, not a curated record.